AUGUAUGUAUAUAUAGAAUUGAGGGAUAUUGCAUAUGCUAUAUUUGUCUGUACUCGUACGUGAUAUUGAGUAGUGCUGCAAAAGCUCAGAAGAAUGGUUGGAUUUAUAUGAGAAAACAUGGUGCUCAUUUCCUGUUGUUGAUGAACACCACUUGCCUCCUUUCAUGGAUUCCACCUCUUCCCGAAAAGGGUGUGUAUUAGAUCCAUCAAAGUGUAGAAAAAGUUGAGAAUGGAGGAAAAAAGAGAGAUUGUAUAUGAAGUAUCAGAAUGGUCACAAGGUGCAGCCGAACUGUUGCAAUCAUGGAGCCGUCAAGAGAUCUUGCAAAUUCUCUGUGCCGAGAUGGGAAAAGAAAGAAAGUAUACGGGGUUAACAAAGUUGAAAAUCAUUGAAAUCCUUCUGAAAGUUGUGGCCGAUAAGAAAUCACAGGAGGAUAAGAAUAGGACUACAAUCGGCCUUGAAUCAUCAGAAACUGGUCAUGGAAGGGGGACCAAAAGGCAGAGGAAAACCGACCACCCUAAUCAACCGAAUAUUUCAAUGGAUAAUUCUUUAACCAAGAUUGUUGAAUGUGAUCCAGGUUAUAAUGAAGUCAGAUUAUGCAAAAAUUCAGCUUGUAGAGCUAAAUUGAGUCAAGAAGAUGCAUUCUGCAAGCGGUGUUCAUGUUGCAUUUGUCAUCAAUAUGAUGACAAUAAAGACCCGAGUUUGUGGCUGAUUUGCAGCUCAGAAGCUCCGUAUAAGGGCAAGUCAUGUGGGUUGUCGUGUCAUCUUGAAUGCGAAUUGCAACACGAAAAAUCUGGCAUUUCAAAGGAUGAGAAUAAUAGAGGAUUAGAUGGGAGCUUCUAUUGUGUAUCCUGUGGUAAAGUGAAUGAUCUGCUUCAAUGUUGGCGGAAACAAAUGAUGACAGCAAAAGACACGAGGCGUGUUGACAUCUUGUGCUAUCGUGUUUCUUUGAGCCAGAAGCUCUUGACUGGGACUCUGCAUUAUCGAAACCUUCACAAAAUAGUAAACGAAGCAAUUCAGAAACUCGAAGCAGAUGUAGGCCCGUUGACCGGUUUGCCAGUCAAACGAGCCAGGGGUAUUAUCAACCGACUCUCUUCCGGCCAAGAGGUUCAGAGACUAUGCGCCUUUGCAAUCGAGUCCCUGGAUUCAAUUCUAUCUAACACACAUGAUCCUGCUCUCAAAGAUCCCAGUAUCCUGACUCCAGUUGUGAAGUACGAAAACGUCUGUCCCACAUCGAUUUUUGUGAUUUUGGAUUUCAAAGAUCGGUCUUUGGAUGAGAAUCUUUCGGGCUAUAACUAUAUAAUAUGGCAUCGAAAAGCUCAAGAUACUGAUUAUCCUUCAGAACCGACUUGUUUGUUGCUUGCAAGAAGUAGGACCAGAUUCUUGCUCUCCAGUUUAACUCCAUCAACACAGUAUGUUUUAAAGAUCAUUUUGUGUCAAAAAAGCAGGGAGUUUUAUAGCCGCGAAUUCAGAUUUCAAACAAGCACCGAAAGAGCCGAAAGAAGUCAAAGCCUGGCAACAAACUCUAGUGGUCUUUCAAAUCCUUCUUCUGUUGAAGAUGAGAAUAAAACAGAAAAAUCUAAUGAACCAGACAAGAAUGCCCCUGAUGCUGUGAACAACAGCAUCGGAAAUGGCAUAGAAUUCGACCCAUUUGUCCCUAUGACUGAAGCUAACUUACCCAUUACUCCCUGCAAAGCAGAAAGAUCAAAAGACAGAAAUCUAGCAAGAAAAUCCAGACCAGAAGCCUUAACAAACAAUCUUGAAGGCGGGUCUGGGAAGGAACAAGAUGGUAGUUCUUCAAAAAAGAGAAGUGGGGAAGAAGGGCAAGAACGGGAUUUUGGAUAUUACGUGAAGGUGAUCAGAUGGUUAGAGUGUAAAAGGCAUAUCGAUACGAGUUUUAGACAGAAAUUUCUAACUUGGUACAGCUUGAGAGCAAGCCCAGAAGAGGUUAGAAUUGUCAAAGUGUUUAUCGAUACAUUAAUGGAGGAUCCGGCUUCGCUUGCAGGGCAGCUUGUCGAUACGUUUUCUGAAGCGAUUACAAGCAAGAAGUGUUCAAAAGGGCUGUGCUUGAAGCUUUUUCACUGAAAAAGGUUAGGAUCAUUAUUUACAUGAUGUUUUAAGUUAUAAAGAUUCAUUAUUCGAUUGUAUUUUUGAUUUCUUAUGAUAUAUCUUCAUCUGUUGUGUACGAAUAUUUAAGAUUUUUGAGUUGAUGGUGUAAAUAUAUUCAA
Messenger RNA from Cynara cardunculus var. scolymus (artichoke), 2225 nucleotides. RefSeq names its product VIN3-like protein 2. Gene Ontology annotation, biological process: epigenetic regulation of gene expression; vernalization response. Lineage: Eukaryota; Viridiplantae; Streptophyta; Magnoliopsida; Asterales; Asteraceae. Bases 229 to 2082 code for a protein of 617 amino acids. The transcript has 4 exons. The record is from RefSeq and is a predicted model, not a curated record.